AUGAAACCUGGAAUAGGAAAUAAACUUUUUAUGAAUAGCACAAAAUUUCGUGGCAAAGUAAUAGCAAUAAGAAGAGAAGACCAAUCAGUAUGGGAAAGAAGAGCAGCUUUGGCACCUUUACACGUGAGGAAACUUACAAGAGCAGGGGUCAAGGUUAUCGUCCAACCAGCUAACAGGAGGGCAUAUCCCACGCAGGCUUAUUUAAAAGCAGGGGCUAUCAUUCAAGAAGAUAUUUCUGAAGCAUCAGUAAUAUUUGGUAUAAAACAAGUUCCUGUAGAUUUACUUUUGCCUGACAAAACUUAUUGUAUGUUUUCACACACCAUUAAAGCUCAAGAAUCCAAUAUGCCAAUGCUUGAUGCUAUGCUGGAGAAGAAUAUUAGAUUGAUAGACUAUGAAAAAUUGGUUGACGAAGUUGGACAACGAGUAGUAGCGUUUGGAAAAUGGGCAGGAGUUGCUGGAAUGUUAAAUAUAUUUCACGGACUUGGUUUAAGGCUUCUUGCUCUUGGCCACCAUACCCCUUUUAUGCAUAUAGGUCCUGCCCAUAACUACAGAAACUCAUCAAUGGCCAACCAAUCAGUCAGAGAUAUUGGAUAUGAAAUAGCUUUAGGAAUGUUACCUAAAUCUAUUGGACCGCUCACAUUUGUUUUUACUGGGUCGGGUAAUGUAUCUCAGGGUGCCCAGGAAGUUUUUCAAGAACUGCCUCAUGAAUAUGUUCCUCCUGAAAUGUUACAGAAAGUUGCUGAACAUGGAGCUCCUAACAAAGUUUAUGGAUGUGAGGUUCGUCGCAGACACUAUUUGGAAAGGAAGUCCGGAGGUGGUUUUGAUCAUGAUGAAUACGAAAAAUGUCCAGAUGACUACAUAUCUACAUUUAGUAAAAAAAUAGCACCGUUUGCGUCUGUUAUAGUGAAUGGAAUAUAUUGGGCUGUCGGUUCUCCAAAAUUAUUGACAUUACCAGACGCAAAAGCUCUGUUGCGCCCAAUGCAUGCUCCUUGGUUGCCAUGUUCUGAAGGUGCACCUCCAUUACCACACAGGCUCCUUGCUAUUUGUGAUAUCAGUGCUGAUCCUGGAGGCUCAAUUGAAUUCAUGAAUGAGUGUACUACGAUUGACACCCCGUUUUGUCUCUACGAUGCAGACCGUAACAAAGACACCAAAAGCUUUAAGGGUCCUGGUGUAUUGGUAUGUUCGAUUGACAAUAUGCCUACUCAGCUACCAAAAGAAUCUACAGAUUUCUUUGGGGAACUUGUUCUACCUUAUGUUAGUGACAUCAUAACGUCUGAUGCUACAAAGCCACUUGAAGAACACAACUUUCAGACACCAGUUUAUAAUGCCAUAAUAACGAGCAAUGGAAAAUUAACACCAAAUUUUGAAUAUAUUCAAGAGCUUAGAGAAAGUAUGAAAUCUAAGCACAAAUUUGAAGCAAGGUGUGAUGGAGAUAUGAAAAAAGUCUUAGUUUUAGGUGCAGGUCGAGUGUGCAUGCCACUCAUCGAAUAUUUGCACAGGGAUGAAAAUCUUAGUAUUGUUCUGGGAUCUUCUGUGCGAGCUGAUGUAGAGACACUUUCUAGAGGACUCGACAGGAUCACACCUGUUCAAAUCGAUGUGAUUGACAUGCCUGGUAAAUUAAAGGAACUCGUCGCCUCAGCCGAUCUUGUGGUGUCUCUAUUGCCGUACCAGUUGCACCAUGCUGUGGCAGAAGUUUGUAUAGAUCAUGCAAAAAACAUGGUUACUGCUUCAUAUCUCACUCCCGAUAUGUCUUCCCUUCAUGAAAGGGCGGUGCAAGCAGGUAUCACUAUAGUAAAUGAAGUUGGUUUGGAUCCUGGAAUUGACCAUCUUUUGGCAAUGGAAUGUAUUGAUGAAGUCCAUUUGGCUGGAGGUAAGGUGGAGUCCUUUAUCAGUUACUGUGGAGGACUGCCAGCUCCAGAAUGUUCAGAUAACGCCUUACGGUACAAAUUUUCAUGGUCACCACGAGGAGUAUUAUUAAACACAUUAGGAACGGCUAAGUAUUUGAUGGAAUCUAAGGUCGUUGAAGUUCCCGCUGGAGGAGAUGUAUUGAAUCACUGUAAUGAUGUUAAUUUUUUGCCUGGCUUUGCUUUAGAAGGAUAUCCAAAUAGAGAUAGCAUUCGUUAUGCGAGUCUCUAUGGAAUAGCAGCAGAGGCUAGUACAGUAUUUAGAGGCACAUUAAGAUUUAGAGGUUUUGUAAGCGCGAUGCAGGGUCUACAAAAAUUAGGAUUAAUAGACCCAAACCCUCAUCCAGCACUUCAUCCAAAAGGCCCAGAAAUAACAUGGAGAGAAUUGGUCUGCACAUUGCUUGGUCUUUCAAAUAUGGAUGUUUUUUAUGGCAACUUAAAAAGUAAAGUUAGUGAAAAGAUUGGAGAUGAUAAACUGGAAGCAAUAGAAAACAUGGGACUUCUUAGUGACAAGUUAAUAAACAAAAUGGAUACACCACUUGACACUCUAUCAUGCUAUCUAGCUGAAAAAUUAGUGCUUGGCGAAGCUGAUAGGGAUGUGAUUGUGAUGAGACAUGACAUAGGUAUUAUGUGGCCUAAUGGAAAUAGAGAAAGUAGAGGAAUAACUUUGGUUGAAUAUGGUGAUGUAAAAGGACACACAGCCAUGUCCCGUAUGGUAGGACUUCCAGCAGCCAUUGCUGCAAAAAUGGUUCUCGAUGGUGAAAUACAGGAAAAAGGAAUGGUUUUACCAUUUUCACCAGACAUUUAUAGACCUAUUCUAUCAAGACUUAGGGCAGAAGGUAUCCAAGUGAAGGACAUCACAUAUUAA
Molecule: messenger RNA, 2772 nt
Organism: Nezara viridula (southern green stink bug)
Lineage: Eukaryota; Metazoa; Arthropoda; Insecta; Hemiptera; Pentatomidae
Source: the annotation of a GenBank genome assembly